AGAGAUAUAUCUUAGAGGAUGGAGUGACCACCUUAGCUUAUGGUCAUUACUCCAUAACAUAAUAGUAAAACUUGUGGUAUAACUUUGUAAUUUAAUGUAGAAAUAAAAUCGUUUUAGAGACAUUUGAUUUUUAGUGCAAUAUUUGUGGCCCUAGUGGCCCUUUAUUGGGUUUCAUCCUUUCUGUGACCCUAGUGGCCUUCCUUUGGGUUUCAAGCAAUCCUUUCUGUGGCCCUAGUGGCCCUUUAUUGGGUUUCAUCCUUUCUGUGGCCCUAGUGGCCUUCCCUUGGGUUUCGAGCUAUCCUUUCUGUGGCCCUAGUGCCCCUCCAGCUCUUAGUUUGAAUGAUUUAAGAUCGAUGAUUUAAAAACAAAUCAUCAUUCCAGAUGGUCCCACGAAGGCGGAAGGAUUGCCCCAUUCCUGGGUGCGUGAGAAAUCAACUCUUGAGAUUACCAAACCAUUUUACGGUUCAUGCUUUAAGUUCUGAACAAAGAAAACCCUGGUUAGAGCAGGCGCGAGUGAUGAAURUCAACCGUCAACCGAAUGACCAUGAUUCACUUUUUAAUCAACCACUGAACAGAAUGGAUGUUCGAUUUAAAAGUCCCACCUCAAUCAUCUUGUAUGGUUGCACUUCUUCUGGCAAGACCUGCUGGACAGAAAAAUUCUUACGAUGUGGUGAAUGACAUGUUUGAUCAGCCUAUUCAGAAAAUUGUGUACUGCUAUGGAGAAUUCCAACCCCGUUUUCUUACCAUGGAAAAAGAGAUCCCAAAUCUCCACUUUGUUGAGGGGUUUCCUGAAGACAUUUAUUCUAUUUUUGACAACACCCCAGGACUGUUGGUAUUGGAUGAUUUGAUGCGAGAGAGCAGUUGUAAAGAAGCCAUGAUGGAUUUAAUGACGCGUGGCUCACAUCAUCGUCAAAUCAACACCAUGACCUUGGUUCAAAACCUAUUUCCACCAGGAAAAUUUUCAAGAACCAUUUCUCUCAACACCCAUUACAUUGUGGCUUUCAAAAACCCACGAGAUGCUCUUGGUGUUUCCACCUUGGCCAAACAAGCGUUUCCUGGUGAAGUCCCACGGGUUAUGGAGGCUUAUGAUGACGCAACCAAGCAACCCUUUGGUUAUCUGUUGUUUGAUCUCCAUCCAACCACCACCAAUGCACUACGUCUUCGAACCUUGAUUUUCCCUGAGGAUCGGCAAACCGUUUACAUCAAGCGAAUAUAAACCCGAGCAUCACAAAAAUUAUUCAU
This is a messenger RNA of Exaiptasia diaphana, 1242 nucleotides long. RefSeq lists its product as uncharacterized. The record is from RefSeq and is a predicted model, not a curated record. Lineage: Eukaryota; Metazoa; Cnidaria; Anthozoa; Actiniaria; Aiptasiidae. The coding region runs from base 581 to 1216 and encodes 211 amino acids. The transcript has a single exon.